Molecule: messenger RNA, 1407 nt
Organism: Camelina sativa (false flax)
Lineage: Eukaryota; Viridiplantae; Streptophyta; Magnoliopsida; Brassicales; Brassicaceae
Source: RefSeq, a predicted model, not a curated record
AUGAGGAAGGCAAACAGCUCAAGAGAAGAUUCAAAAUGGUCAACUCUAGAUACAAACAUACUUGCCACUAUCUUCGAUAAGCUUGACAUUAUGGACAUUACCAUGGGAGCUUCACGUGUAUGCAUCUAUUGGUUCCUUGUCUCCCACAACAACAACACAACUCUGUGGAACACCAUCGACCUCACCAAGCUAAAACACAAGGGAAAAAACGUCUUCUAUAAAUACCGGGUUGAUGAUGAAGUAGAAGAAGCCCUAAGCUUUAGUAAUUUCUUAAUUAAGAUCAACAAGCUCUUCUUUAACUUUUAUAAAGUUGAUGGCAUAAAACUCAGGGAUCUAUUGAUUGAGAUCACAAAGUUGAGCCGCACGUCCCCGCGGAAUUUGUUCUUUAACUUUUACUCCUGUUUACAAAAGGAGGAUCUCAUGUUUGUUGCUGAGAGGAUCCCAAACAUAGAGAAACUUGCUUUACCAGUUUCAUGGUCACUGUAUAAUGAGGUGGAGUCAUUUAGGUUUGCGUUUGGUCAGUGGAAGAAUCUUAACACACUGAUCAUGGUUCAUAAUGAAUUUUUCUUGUUUUGCAAAUUCCAAUUUCGAGUUGUGGGAGAGAACUGCAAUAACCUCAACAACUUGAAAAUUAUGGGUCGUUUGGGUAAGUACGAUGCUGUGCAAAUCGUGCGUUACCUCCAGAGCCUCAAGAGGUUGAGUUUACGAUGCUCUGUGGUCUAUGUUGAAGAAGUUAUAUCGCUAAUCAGAGGUCUGGAAAACCUCACGACCCUUAACCUGACACAUUGCCUAUACUUAGGCAUUGAUAUGGAGAGAUUAGAUGGUGCAAGAAGAAUCCAGAGAUGGACACUCUCUAUGAAAUCUGUCCUUAGUUCAAUCUAUCGUGUGAUGUUCAUGAGAUCAGGAAAAGUUCCAAGCUGGGAGAAUAUGGAUAGCGAUAUUUUAGCCAAGAUUUUCGAGAAGCUCAAUGUAGUGGAUAUUACCGUCGGAGCAUCACGCGUCUGUGUCACUUGGUUCCUUGCCGCUCACCAAAAAUCUCUAUGGAAAACAAUCAACCUCGCCAAUCCCCAACUCGUCGAGUUCAAGCAUCCUCGAGUAAAAAACUUGCGGCUCAAAUCCCAAUAUGUAAACGUAGAAGAAGGUCUACACAAUAUUGGGAAGAUUUUGAUUAGAGUUACCAAAUUCAGUGGUACAGUUCCGACAAAUUUGUUCUUCAACUUCAAUUUCUUUGUAGAAGAUGAGGAUCUCAUCAUUGCUUCUGAGAGGAUGCCAAAUAUCAGAAAACUUGUCUUACCUCAGUGGUGCAAUAUACGUGAGAGUUCAUAUAAAUUUGCAUUCAGUCAAUGGAAGAACCUAUUGAAUCAAGCACAAAGAAUAUUGAAUCAAGGACAAAAGAUUAACGAAUGA